AUGAAUAAAAUAUCACAACGGUUAUUCUUCCUCUUUCUACAUUUUUAUUCCAUUGCUUGCUUUAUUCAGAAUAACACUCGAAAGACAUUCCAUAAUAUUCUUCAGAAUGAACAGAUAGGAGAUAAAGAAAGAGCAUUUUAUAGAAAAGAAAAACGUCAAAAUAUAUUUAUAGGAAACAAAAUGAAACAUAUAAAUAAUAUGACUAAUACACACAAUAAUAAUCAUCAUAUAGAUAGAGAAGAACAAGAAAUAGAAAACAUAAACAAAAUAAAAGAAGAAAAUAAAAACGAAGAUAUAUGUUUUAUUGCUGGCAUAGGAGAUACAAAUGGAUAUGGAUGGGGUAUUGCUAAAGAAUUAUCCAAAAGAAACGUAAAAAUAAUUUUCGGUAUUUGGCCUCCUGUUUAUAAUAUUUUUAUGAAAAAUUAUAAAAACGGUAAAUUUGAUAAUGAUAUGAUUAUUGAUAAAGAUAAGAAAAUGAAUAUAUUAGACAUGCUACCUUUUGACGCUUCUUUUGAUACUGUAAAUGAUAUAGAUGAUGAAACGAAAAAUAAUAAAAGAUAUAAUAUGUUACAGAAUUAUACUAUAGAAGAUGUAGCCAAUUUAAUACAUCAAAAAUAUGGAAAAAUUAAUAUGCUUGUUCAUUCUUUAGCCAAUGCUAAAGAAGUUCAAAAAGAUUUAUUAAAUACAAGUAGAAAAGGUUAUUUAGAUGCUCUUAGUAAAAGUUCCUACUCUUUAAUAUCAUUAUGUAAAUAUUUUGUCAAUAUUAUGAAACCACAAUCCAGUAUUAUUUCAUUAACAUACCAUGCUAGCCAAAAAGUUGUGCCAGGUUAUGGAGGAGGGAUGUCCAGCGCUAAAGCUGCACUCGAAUCCGAUACCAGAGUUUUAGCUUAUCAUCUAGGAAGAAAUUAUAAUAUCAGAAUUAAUACUAUCAGUGCAGGACCACUUAAAUCAAGAGCAGCUACUGCUAUUAAUAAAUUAAAUAAUCCAUCCGGAAUUAAUACAAAUCAAAAUAAAAAAAUGACUAACCAUGAUGUUCAUAAUAUUAUGAACAAUUCAGGUGAAAAAGAAGAAAAAAAAAAUUCAGCUAGCCAAAAUUAUACAUUUAUAGAUUAUGCAAUAGAAUAUUCAGAAAAGUAUGCUCCAUUGCGUCAAAAGUUAUUAUCAACGGAUAUUGGAUCUGUAGCAUCAUUUUUAUUAUCAAGAGAGAGUCGUGCGAUAACUGGGCAGACAAUAUAUGUGGAUAAUGGAUUAAAUAUAAUGUUUUUACCAGAUGAUAUAUAUCGCAAAGAAAAUGAAUAA
Messenger RNA from Plasmodium adleri (nom. inval.), 1299 nucleotides. RefSeq names its product enoyl-acyl carrier reductase. Gene Ontology annotation, biological process: fatty acid biosynthetic process. The transcript has a single exon. Gene Ontology annotation, molecular function: enoyl-[acyl-carrier-protein] reductase (NADH) activity. The record is from RefSeq and is a predicted model, not a curated record. The coding region runs from base 1 to 1299 and encodes 432 amino acids. NCBI's taxonomy places the organism in Eukaryota, Apicomplexa, Aconoidasida, Haemosporida, Plasmodiidae.